CCUCCGCGCGCGACGAUCGAUGGAGAAGGCGGCGUCCUUCCUCUCCUCCCUCCUCGGCGGCGGCGGCGGCGAUGCACCGGCGGGAGACCCGGCAGCGACGGUGGCGUCGAUCCUGAUAUACCCGAUCAAGUCCUGCAGGGGCGUCUCCGUGCCCCAGGCCCCCGUCACCUCCUUCGGGUUCAAGUGGGAUCGGCAGUGGCUGGUGGUGAACGCCAAAGGGAGGGCCUGCACGCAGAGGGUGGAGCCCAAGAUGGCGCUCGUCGAGGUGGAGCUCCCGCCGGAGGCCUUCGACGAGGACUGGCAGCCAACGCCGGACUCCUGCCUGGUCAUAAGAGCGCCAGGGAUGAACCCAUUAAAGGUCCCUCUUGCCAUGGAACGUGCCACGCUUGACGAUGUCUCCUUGUGGGAGUGGUCUGGUUCUGCCUAUGAUGAAGGAACUGAAGCAGCCGAAUGGUUCUCCGCGUAUUUUGGGAAGCCAACUCGGCUCGUGCGGUUUAAAGAAGAGACCGAAAUCAGACCGACUAAUCCCGACUACGCUCAAGGAUACAAGAUCACGUUUACGGAUUGUUUCCCAUUCCUGAUAGCCUCCCAGGGCUCACUGGAUGCACUAAACGAGCUUCUUAAAGAACCUGUAACAAUCAAUCGAUUCAGACCAAAUAUUUUAGUGGAUGGAUGCCACCCAUACUCAGAGGAUCUCUGGAAAACCUUAAAGAUAAACAAGCUAACAUUUGAAGGUGUGAAGUUGUGCGACCGUUGCAAGGUGCCUACUGUGGAUCCAGAGAGAGGAACAUUUGGUACUGAACCAACUGAAACUAUGCUGACAUUCCGGUCUGGUGAAGUGAUCCGUCCGAGUCACAAGAACAAACAGAAGGUUUAUUUUGGGCAAAAUCUGGUCUGCAAGGAAUCAGUGUCAGCAAAGGGCAAAGGGAGGAUCAUCAAGGUCGGUGACCCAGUUUAUGUUCUGCAGACAUACCCUUCUUCGAAUGAAGCUCCAGCCUGAGCAAGGGCAGGGUAGCAUAUGUGUUUCUGUAUUCUGUGUGUCUAUCAGUUGAUUAUCGCACAUUCUGCAAAAUCAAUUUACAAUAAACUCGAUAAAUGUGGCUGUUAUGCUCUCCAUUUCAAACAAUAUCAUCAUGUAGCUCUUUGAUUUGUAGAUUAUACAAUAGAAUAAAGCUUGACAUGCGUGUUCGUUA
Messenger RNA from Lolium rigidum, 1193 nucleotides. RefSeq names its product mitochondrial amidoxime reducing component 2-like. The transcript has 8 exons. Gene Ontology annotation, molecular function: catalytic activity; pyridoxal phosphate binding; molybdenum ion binding. The record is from RefSeq and is a predicted model, not a curated record. Bases 20 to 1000 code for a protein of 326 amino acids. NCBI's taxonomy places the organism in Eukaryota, Viridiplantae, Streptophyta, Magnoliopsida, Poales, Poaceae.